This is a messenger RNA of Musa acuminata AAA Group (dessert banana), 2376 nucleotides long. Its product is annotated as serine/threonine protein phosphatase 2A 57 kDa regulatory subunit B' theta isoform. Gene Ontology annotation, molecular function: protein phosphatase regulator activity. The coding region runs from base 572 to 2131 and encodes 519 amino acids. The record is from RefSeq and is a predicted model, not a curated record. Gene Ontology annotation, cellular component: protein phosphatase type 2A complex. Gene Ontology annotation, biological process: signal transduction. NCBI's taxonomy places the organism in Eukaryota, Viridiplantae, Streptophyta, Magnoliopsida, Zingiberales, Musaceae. The transcript is spliced from 3 exons.
GUCGUUCUUCGUCUUUUCCUCCACCCUUAUUGUUCUUAUCUCUUCCGACGAUCACCCAAAGGAAAGGGAAGCGGCCGCGAUCGAUCCAGAGAAGGCUAUACGGAAUUUGACAGUGCAACGCUUCUUUGUUCUCGGAAUGGCCGUUUACGAAUCGUUCUGGUGCUUCGAACCCAUUGCUUUCCGGGGCGGAAGAUGAAUUUCGCUUUCGAGAUCCCUCCCGCUUUUGGGUGCCCCAUUUCGAUGCUUUCGCAAAACAGAGAAUUAUGAUGCUUUCGCAGGCCGCACUUGUCAUUGAUCAAGGCGUCUGCUAAACGAUACAACCUUGAGUUCUUUCUUUGAUUUGCUGUUGUUAUCGGGUUUUGUGGGGGAAGAGCUGGACUUUUGUGGGGAAAGGUUAUCCUUGAUUUGGAACUUUUCCAGAUGUUGGUCAAGAAAGUGUGGUAGCACAAGAGAGAUUUUGAACUUAAGAGCAGCCAUUGGCGGAAAAUUUCCCUAAUUUGCUGAAGUAGUUGGCUCUGGUUUGGGCCUUCAAUUUGUGUUCUUCUCCUGAGUUUUCCUUCUGCAUGCAUGCAUGCCUCGCAGCAUGAUUAAGCAAUUUUUGAGUCGGUUCCCUCGAAAGCAGUCCAAGUCGGGUGAUAAACGGGAUUCGCCUGCAGGAGCGAGUCCGCCAUCAUCAACUUCUUCAACCAGUUCAAAAGGUGGGGACUUGCCAAGCAGCAGGAUCACGAUUCUCCCUCCUGGUUCGGACCCUCGGUUAAAUCAUCUAACCUAUUAUGUUCCUGCUGUUAAGUCAAAGCAGAACGGCAGUUCAGUCCUCCCUGCCUAUGAAGCAUUGCCGAGCUUCAAGGAUGUCUCGAGCUCUGAGAGGCAGAUCUUAUUUAUCAAAAAGUUGAAUUUGUGUUGUGUUGUUUUUGACUUCAUAGACACAACGAAGAAUUUGAAAGAAGAGAGCAUAAAACGACAGACUCUACAAGAUCUUGCUGACUAUGUUACAUCAGCCAAUGCAAAGUUUCCAGAGAGUGUUAUCCAAGAGAUCAUCAAGAUGGUUUCCAUAAACUUGUUUAGGACCUUCAUUUCCCUGCCGAAUGAGUACAAGGCUUUGCAAGCUUUUGACUUGGAGGACGAUCAACCUGUAAUGGACCCUGCAUGGCCACACUUGCAUCUUGUUUAUGACUUCUUUUUAAGGUUCAUUCAAUCUCCUGAGACAGAUGCAAAGGUGGCAAAAAGAUAUAUUGAUCAUUCCUUUGUUCUUAAGCUGCUUGAUCUCUUUGAUUCAGAAGACAGUCGAGAGAGGGAAUAUCUAAAGACCAUUCUUCACCGUAUCUAUGGAAAAUUUAUGGUUCACCGGCCAUUUAUAAGGAAAUCCAUUAAUAACAUCUUCUAUCGGUUUAUCUUUGAAACAGAAAAGCACAAUGGGAUUGCAGAGUUAUUGGAGGUAUUGGGAAGUGUUAUUAAUGGGUUUGCAUUGCCUUUGAAGGAGGAACAUAAAUUGUUCCUUGUUCGGGCAUUAAUCCCACUUCAUAAGCCAAAAUGCAUGGGCAUGUACCAUCAGCAGUUAUUAUACUGCAUAACUCAAUUUAUUGACAAAGAUUGCAAACUUGCAGAUAUUGUCAUAAGGGGCUUGUUGAAAUUUUGGCCUGUUACUAAUAGUUCAAAGGAAGUAAUGUUUUUAGGAGAGUUGGAAGAGGUCUUGGAUGCAACUCAGCCUGCAGAGUUUCAGCGAUGUAUGGUGCCACUGUUCCAUCAGGUAGCCCGCUGCUUGAGUAGUUCUCAUUUUCAGGUGGCUGAGAGGUCAUUGUUCCUAUGGAAUAAUGAUCAUAUUGAAAACUUGAUCAAACAAAAUGACAAGGUGUUAUUACCCAUAAUCUUUCCUUUACUUGAAAGAAAUGCAAAGUGUCACUGGAAUCAGGCUGUUCAGAGCUUGACGUUAAAUGUUUGUGAGAUUUUCUCUGAUAACAACCAUGAGCUCUUUGCUGACUGCCUGAAGAAGUUCGAGGAAGAUGAAGUUAAAGGCAAGGAGAUCCAAUUAAAACGGGAAUCCACAUGGAAACGCCUUGAAGAACUUGCUACUACAAAAGCUGCAAGUAAUGAGCCUGUGCUUAUUCCAUGCAUCAUUCGCCAUCCAGUUUAAGCCUACUUGUUGGUCAAUGUACUUUUUUGUCUUAUGAGUUUAUUGGACGAUAUGGGGAAACAUCAAUGGGUAUAGAUCACACAAUGUAAUGCACCUGUAUUGUCUGAGUUGUUGGGUGUUUGGAGGAUUCAGGAAAAUUGUACAGUUUAAUCUGUAAAUGUUGUUUAUUAACAAUUUUCAAGGAACAACAAUGUCAAUGUCUAGAUUAUGAAAAUGUUGGAGCAUGUUACUGCUCUAUAAGCACA